Cucurbitaria berberidis CBS 394.84 is the source of this 1179-nucleotide messenger RNA. RefSeq lists its product as uncharacterized. Lineage: Eukaryota; Fungi; Ascomycota; Dothideomycetes; Pleosporales; Cucurbitariaceae. The transcript has 3 exons. Gene Ontology annotation, biological process: regulation of DNA-templated transcription. The record is from RefSeq and is a predicted model, not a curated record. Gene Ontology annotation, molecular function: DNA-binding transcription factor activity, RNA polymerase II-specific; zinc ion binding. The coding region runs from base 1 to 1179 and encodes 392 amino acids.
AUGAACUACGAUUACACCCUGCCUCCCAUCACCGAGGCACCUUUAUGGGCCGCAGAAAAUUCCUCACAACCCGGUCAUAGGCGCACUACAAGUAGACCCUCGACAGGGGGCAAAGCGUUACGUCGCUCUUGCGAUAGAUGCCACGCACAGAAACUAAAGUGUAGUGGCAGCAAAGACUUCCUGGCCAAGUGUGAGCGGUGCGCGAGGGCCGGUCUAGACUGCGUCUACAGCACAAGGGCCUCCAAGAAGACCGCCCCAAGCCUUCAAGACGGAGACAAUCAGGGCAUGCGGACCCCGGACUCUACUGGAAUGGCUCCACUUCUAGAUGGAACAGAAAACGAACUACAAUUCUCCGACGUAGACUUCCAUGGUCUCCUAUCCUCUGCUGGGAACCACUAUGGUUUCACAACGCCAGACAGUUACCACUCUUCACAACAGUCACCCAGAAACUCCUCCAUCAUGUUGCACGGCUUCGAGACCCCGCCACUUCACGAUUCAUCCGGAUACUCAAACCUAGCCCAUGCUUUGGUAGAGACGCCUGCGGGUGGUCUUCCCGCAGGUCAGCUUGAUGACGCUCUAGAGCAGUUACCAGCUAUAGCGUAUCGUCUAAAGAACAUUUCCAGGAAAGUGGCCGUGGUGUGUUCCGGCCAAGAUAUCCACAAGUACCCCAUAGGUGAAGUCUUCACGAUAUUCAAGCAGCUUUCGGGUGUUCUAGAACAGGACUCAUCCCUAAGGCAGAGCCCGCAAGAACAGAGUGUCGAUGACUCUUUCCGACAGAAAAGCGCGCUUAUAGCUGCUCAAUGCUAUGUGUCUGGCGUCCGAAUCAUAGUCUCUCUUUCAACGAGAUGGCUCCACCACCUUAAUUCUCUUACAAGGAUGAGUUACACGUCACCUGAGAGGCCGUUUACAGCCGAGCCAGUCUAUCCGCCAUUGCAGGAAGGUAGGCACGGACGAAGCAGCGACAAUUUAGGUACAUUGCGCCGAGACCUUGAUUUCGACGGUCUCUAUUCCCAUCUUGAUCCGAUAGGCUACUCUCUGAACUGUGCCAGCCUGACGAUCAGUACCAGCAUCAAGCUCCUGGUUGAGAUUGAGGAUCUCCUGGGCGUGCAACCCAAGAAAGGGGUGAGAGCAACACCGAAUUACGCCGACGCAAAGCGUUACGGCAACUCUGCCCUCUAG